This is a messenger RNA of Drosophila willistoni, 1105 nucleotides long. Its product is annotated as frequenin-1. NCBI's taxonomy places the organism in Eukaryota, Metazoa, Arthropoda, Insecta, Diptera, Drosophilidae. The transcript has 8 exons. The record is from RefSeq and is a predicted model, not a curated record. Gene Ontology annotation, molecular function: calcium ion binding; calcium sensitive guanylate cyclase activator activity. Bases 403 to 966 code for a protein of 187 amino acids.
UCAGUUUCAGUCGUUGAUUUGACCGCCAAACAAACGCUAGGCCAAAACGCGUGUGCGCUUAAACCGAGCUACACAGUUAUAGCACGAAACCCAAAAAAAAAAGAAGAAAAAUAAUAAAAAAAAAUUUACCAGAAGGCUCACACAGAGAGAAAGCCAAAGAGAAAUAAAAGAGAAGAAUUAUAAAGCAUAUUAAAAUACUUAUGAAAAAGUUUUGAAUACAAAAAUAUAUAAACGAACGAGAGGAACUUACCGUGCAACAACGACAACAGCAGCAGCAAAAACUUUGGCACUUAAAAGCAAUAGCAGUCAAGUGUAGGUAAAAGGAGCCCAAGGAGGAUAACAGCAGCAACAACAACAACAGCAACAGCAACACACAGCAGCAGCAGCAGCAGCAGCAGCAACAUGGGAAAAAAGAGCUCGAAAUUGAAACAGGAUACCAUCGAUCGUUUAACAACUGACACAUAUUUUACAGAGAAAGAAAUACGUCAAUGGCACAAAGGAUUUCUUAAAGACUGUCCUAAUGGAUUACUCACAGAACAAGGCUUCAUCAAAAUCUACAAACAAUUCUUUCCCCAAGGUGAUCCCAGUAAAUUUGCUUCACUGGUUUUUCGUGUCUUCGAUGAGAAUAAUGAUGGCUCAAUUGAGUUUGAAGAGUUUAUACGAGCCUUAUCCGUCACAUCGAAGGGAAAUUUGGAUGAGAAACUGCAGUGGGCUUUCCGUUUAUAUGAUGUGGAUAAUGAUGGUUAUAUAACACGCGAGGAGAUGUAUAAUAUAGUUGAUGCCAUCUAUCAGAUGGUGGGUCAGCAGCCGCAAUCGGAGGAUGAGAAUACGCCGCAAAAGCGUGUGGAUAAGAUUUUUGAUCAAAUGGAUAAGAAUCAUGAUGGCAAAUUAACAUUAGAAGAAUUUCGUGAGGGUAGUAAAGCUGAUCCACGUAUAGUUCAGGCGUUAAGUUUAGGUGGUGGUUAAAACGAAUACAACAACAACAACAACAACAACCGAAAUAAAAUAUAAUAAAACAUGAUAAGAAUAUAUACCAAUUACAAAUACCGAGAAAUAAUACCAACAACAACAAAAACUACAACAACAACAAAUAUAAUAAAACAAA